Messenger RNA from Pristis pectinata (smalltooth sawfish), 2721 nucleotides. RefSeq names its product NEDD1 gamma-tubulin ring complex targeting factor (gene nedd1). The transcript is spliced from 16 exons. NCBI's taxonomy places the organism in Eukaryota, Metazoa, Chordata, Chondrichthyes, Rhinopristiformes, Pristidae. Gene Ontology annotation, molecular function: gamma-tubulin binding. Gene Ontology annotation, cellular component: spindle pole; pericentriolar material; centriole. The record is from RefSeq and is a predicted model, not a curated record. Gene Ontology annotation, biological process: mitotic cell cycle; microtubule nucleation. The coding region runs from base 278 to 2347 and encodes 689 amino acids.
CGCAGUGCGCACGCGUGUCCGGCAGCCGUUGGCGCCAGAGCUCGGGCUGCGCUGCCGCCGGUGAGCGGCCUGGACGGGCGGAGCCGGGAGACCGCGGUCGUUCGCCCGGGGCUCGGUGGCUCCCGGGCACCCAGCUGGGGAGAGAGUGAGGCCCCGACGGCCCACCGGCCGCUCUCUGCACUCGGGCCCUCGGAGCCCGUGUCCCGAGCGGCCUGGGGUUGGCCGGGACCCCCGGAGGGAGAGGCCCGGGAGCCGGCUGAGGCCCGCAGGACGUACCAUGCAGGAUAGCAUCCAAUUAGCCUCUUGUGGGGAUGACAUUAAAAUCUGGGAUUCGGUUUCCAUGACAGUGGUGGAACAGUUUAACCCUCACAAGAAGCCCUGUGAAGUAACUUGUGUUUGCUGGACUGCCGAUAAUCAGCAUCUGUUGAGUUCAUCCAGCAGUGGGGACAAAAUCGUGUUAUCAUCCUGCAAAUCUACUCCUGUUCCUAUAAAAGAAUUUGCAGAUGGGAAAAAACAGACAUGUAUAAGUCUGGGUUCCACUAGCAAGUAUUUUGUAAGUGGCGGCCUUGAUAACACAGUUAAUAUCUGGGAUGUAAAGUCAAGGAGAUGUCAUAGAACGCUGAAGGAUCACAAGGAAGUAGUGACUUGUGUGUGCUUCAAUUGGAACGACUACUAUGUAGCCUCCGGUUCCUGCAGUGGUGAUAUUAUUGUACACAGUAUUACAACAAAUAUUUCCAGUGCUCCGUUUGGCCAUGGCAAAACUCAGCCAGUGCAAGACCUGAAGUAUUCCAUCUUUAAAAAAGCUUUGCUGGGAAGUGUCCACGACAGUGGGACUGUAACUCUUUGGGAUGUUAACACACAACAGGUCCACCAUACCUUUGAAAAUGCUCAUAAGGCUCCAGCUUCCGGCCUGUGCUUUUCACCAGUAAAUGAUUUGUUGUUUGCCACAGUUGGUUUGGAUAAAAAAAUCAACUGCUAUGAUUCCUCCAGCAAAAUGGUAUUGCGAACUAUUUCUGUUGAGGCUCCUUUGACUGCAAUUGGCUUUAUGACUGAUGGAGCAACUUUGGCUGUCGGAUCCAUCAGGGGCAAAAUUUAUGUGUACGAUUUGCGAGUGACAACUUCACCAUUAAAAGUUGUCAGUGCCCAUAAGAAAUCUGUGCGGUGCUUAAAGUUUCAGAAUGGUUCCACACAAAUCAGGUCAAACGGGAGUAAAAGCUUUGUAAACAGGACUUCAUCCUCGUUGUCAACUGCAGCCACAAAGAAGGCUUCUACUAAGGUAAACAGCGCUUCGAAUAGCGGCGGUGCAAAAGAGAUCCUGGACUUUGCUGCACUGACGACAGCUGCACCAGCUGUUAAAGUACCUCCUGUUAUUCCAGAAGAAAAAGGAGCUGAAGCUACCCUAGAGGGAAAAGGUCUAUCACAUAGUACCAGUUUAGAUGUUAUUCCAUCCAAAGAGACGGAAAAUACAAAAAGAGCGGAUAACAGUGGCAACUUUAAGAACCUUGAUUGUUUGGGUAGGAACAGUUUUGGAGAUGUGUUCUCACCGGUAAGAGAUGAUGUUUCAGGAUUAAAGGCAACGGAAGACUCUGUGACGAGAGGAAAUGGUUUAGGUGUUUCACCAGAAGUGAACACCAUAUUUUCCACAAGAACUAAUCCAACGGGCUCCUGUACGAAGGGAGAUGUGCACUCGAGCUCCUUGCAUGGCUUUACAUCUCCAUCCCCUGUGAAAGAACAGACUCAGUGUCGUGACAAGACUUCCAUGGUCAGCCAAAUUCAGAGUGGGAGGCAAUACUUGAAAGAGCCAGUUGGCCAGGGAAUUGAUGUGGCGAUCCAGAAAUCAAAAAUAGAGCAAAAUGGUCAGAUGGAAAGCAAGAGGUUGGAUCAGUUAAACUCUUCCAUAACUGAGUCUGGAAUCUUGGAGACGCCUCUGACAUCUUCCAUGGUGAAAACACCUGAACUAUGGGAAAGAAAAGGAAGAGAAUUUCCGUUUACCCAGGAAUCCAUUGAGCAUAGUUCUCCCAUACCUGCUGCAAAGAUAACUCCUGCUCCAGGAAUUCCUAACGCCUCUGAAAAAUUUGUGGAUGCAUUUGGAAGUGAAGGGAUUGGGCAGCAAUUAACAUCCGCUCAAGUUCAGUUAAUUAAGACCAUGAUACAUGAAACCUUGGAGGAUUACAAGGACGCGUGGCAUCGAGAUAUCGUGAACUUGCAGCUGGAGAUGAUCAAGCAAUUCCAAAUCCAACAGAAUGAAAUCCACGGUUUACUUGAAAGAUACUCCAUUAAUGAAGCUUUGGUGGCAGAAAAUGAGAGGUUACGAGAAGAAAAUAAGAGACUACGAACUACGUUUUAAGAGUAGAAUAUUGCUGAAUGCUCGCUAAAGCAAGCAAGUUUCGCACUGAGAAAAAGCAAUAACUUCCUGCCAUAACGCAAGCAUAGAUCGAGACUGACUUCAACCUCUUAAUAUUUAAUAUGUAAAUAUUCCAUAAAGCAGACCAGUAAUCUGAGUAGCUGGCCCUUUUGAUAUAAAGUGAGCCAAACCCAUUUGUCUGAAUGGAUGGAAUAAAAGUAUUAAAGGUCUUUUCAGAGGCUAAACAGUUGAACUCUGAUAAAUGUUACAACUAACCUUCCAGGAAAUGUGCUACAAUCAGGACUUUUACAUAAUAGAAUUGUAUGAAAAAGGUGUAUUGCAAAAUAAGAAUCAGAUUAAAGAUUCGAUUAGAUAUG